This is a messenger RNA of Cygnus atratus (black swan), 4239 nucleotides long. RefSeq lists its product as uncharacterized. The coding region runs from base 59 to 1894 and encodes 611 amino acids. The transcript is spliced from 20 exons. Gene Ontology annotation, molecular function: catalytic activity. Lineage: Eukaryota; Metazoa; Chordata; Aves; Anseriformes; Anatidae. The record is from RefSeq and is a predicted model, not a curated record.
AGACCCGAGCACCGCCCCGCCGCCUUACCGGGGAGCCGGCUGCCGGAGAAGGGUCGCGAUGGCGCUGCUGCCGCUGCUUUUGCUGCCCCUCACGGUGCUGCCCGCCGCCGUGUAUCUGUGCUGCGUGCGGCGGCACACGGGCAUCGCCGCCGCCGUGGUGCAGCGCCGGGAGCCGGGCCGGCCGGCAGCCCGCAGCCCUCCGCGGGACACCUGGGCCCCCCGGCUGUGCGGCUUCUGGCUGCGCCUCUUCAGCCAUGCGGUCAACACGGCUUUUGGACAGUUCUUGUUACUGCCAUUAUUACUAAGGAUGCACAACUUGUCUCUAAUGCGUUCUCUUGACAUUUGUGAAGAUCCCACGUUUAUCCCAGAGGUUGCUGCAGAGGUUACAGAAGACAAGUCUGAGGCUAAAAGCACUUUGGAUAUUAUGAAACAGCUGAUAGAUGCAAGGACCGAUUCUGCCAGCAAAGGGUUUAGCUUCAAAGGGAUCAAAGACUACCUGGACUGCUACAGGAGUGGGAAGCUGACGCCAUCUCAGGUGGCAAAGAACAUCAUUGCCACGCUGGAGGACUGCGAGAAAUCCACGCCCCCACUCAGAGCGAUAGUGCAAUGGGACCGGGAACAAAUAAUGCUGAUGGCUGAGGCCUCCACUGCUCGUCACAGGAAUAAAUGUACCCUGUCUCAUCUAGAUGGCAUCCCAGUGUGCCUGAAAGAAGAGUUCAAAGUGGUACCUUACCAUCACCGAGUAGGAACAGUGUUUCUCGGGACUGAGCCUGAAACAGAAGAUGCUACUGUGGCCAAGAAGCUGAGAGAGGCUGGAGCUGUCAUUAUUGGGGUUUCAAACAUGCAUGAACUAGGGACUGGAACGACUGGAUGCAACCCUAAUAGGUACCACAAGAUCCCUAGGAAUCCCUACAAGCCCAACCACUUCACAGGUGGGAGCUCCAGUGGGUCAGCAGCAGCUGUAGCAGCAGGUCUCUGCCCAGUGGGUAUUGGCACAGAUGGAGGCGGCUCUGUGAGGAUUCCUGCUUCGUUCUGUGGUGUGGUGGGGCUGAAAGGUACGUUUGGGCGGAUCAGCUGUCAUGGCAGCUACCCACUCUCCUACUCCACAGUAAGUGUAGGCCCUAUCUGUACCUCAGUGGCAGAUGCAGCCAUUGUUUACAGUAUUCUUGCUGAACCGGAUCCACUCUAUCCAUACGGACUAAAGCAACCCAAAGCAACCCUGUCAGAUAUGUGUGCUCCUGACCUGAAAGGCUUAAAACUGGGAGUGGACUGGACAUUUUUUAAGGCAUGUGAUGCAGAAGUCCUGACCAUCUGUGAGAAAGCUGUGGAGUACCUGCAGAGUUUGGGAGCCAGCGUGGUUGAAGUGUCUCUUCCAGAGAUGGAGGAAGUGAAAAUAGCACAUGUGAUCUGCAUUCUGAGUGAGAUGAGGGACAUGCUGCAACCUGACUUCAACAAACAUUUCCAGGAAAUGAAUUUGGAGACACGAGCUACCCUAGCCUUGGCUUCCCAGUUUACAGCUCUGGAUUAUAUUACGGCAAAUCGACAGAGAACUCGCAGCAUGAGGUUUUUGCGAGAGAUCUUCACCACUGUGAACUGCAUCGUUACACCAGCUGUUGCUUCCACUGCCCCGAGAAUCCACGAAUCUGACCUCUUGACUGGCAGCAAUGACACUUCAUUCACAGUUCAGUCCAUGAGGUUCAUGCAGCUUGCUAACUUGACUGGGAUUCCAGGCCUCGUGGUCCCCGUUGGUUAUUCUACUGCUGGGCUUCCUAUCAGCCUCCAGGUCAUGGGAAAAUGGUGGGAUGAAGCUGUUCUUCUGAGGAUUGGCCUGAAGCUAGAGCAGUUUCGUAACCAGACCAAGAAACCAUCCAUUUAUUAUGACAUCCUCGCAUGAUGGGGUGACCGAGAUGGGGAAUAAGUCUUUAACCCCCCCACACCCCUUCCUGCCCCUGUAGUUUGACCUGGCCAAGUACUAAAGUGGACUUGUUUUCAGCGUUCAUCCGAAUGAGGUUUAGUGGCAGGCUCAUCUGAGGAAUGGGGAGAAACACUGAUUGGAGCAGGCACUGAUGCUGAGUAGACAUCAGUUCUGCUCCCUGUUCAGCAUUGGAUGGUCUAGACCAGGGAGACAAACUGUGCUCGCUAGUUCCUCACUGUGUUUUUGCCAACAGGGGAAGUUACAAAUAUCUUCUGCAACUUCUUUUCAUGUCAGGAUCCUACGUAAAGAUGGAAGAGAGCUGCAGCUACAGGAGUGCACGUGAGCAGGUGAUAGUGCUAUGUGUGGAAAGCCACAACCUCUAGGCCUCACAGAACGCCUCCUGCUCCAGGAUAUAACAAAAGUGCUGUUUUAAGAAGGAGAGGCAGCUUCCCUUAAGACAUAAUGCUAAGCUCCUUUGGACUGAGGAAGAUCUUAACACACCUGCAGUUAGGAAGAGUGGGUUAAGCCCCUUACUUAAGCUAGCCCCUUAGAGCAGAAAAGGCGGCACUGUGAACAGUGUAAGGUCAGUCUGUUCUGCAGAGUAUGCUCACUGCAUGAGCAAUCCCACCUACCUUCAACCUUAAGUGCAAAGGGAGGAAAAAGCAGAGCAUGAAAACUCAUUAUGUCUGCCCUGAAGCCCUGGUUCAGGAUUCUGCCAUCCUCUUGCACUGUUGACAAACAUAUCUAUUCCCCAAGCUAAGAUUUGGAGAGCCUCUUCUCUCCCACUGGUUACUUAAGCGUAAGCCUACUACCAUACAGGUGUCCCACUGGAAAAAGCUACCCAGGAAUGCUGUGAAACAGCUAUCUGAGAGAGGAGCUGAGAGGGUGAAAUGUAAGUGGUACUAAAAGCAGAGGUGCUACUGAGCUACUGUGAGAGUAGAUCACUGUUCAGUACUCUGGGCACAGGAAAGGUGUUGCACAAAGCCACAUGCAGCAGGUAAGAAACCAACCUUCUAGGUAAGAAACCUAGUUCUUCUAGGUAAGAAACCAACCCAUCUUAUCCCAAACUGUAGUUCCAGAAAUGAGAUAGAAAAAAGAUGAGAAUGUAUGACAUCACAGCAGGAAAAGCUGGAGAAGGCUCUGCUUAUCCAAGAUUUGUCCCAAAAGCCACAGUACUGUUUCACUGAAAGUCCCAAGUACCCGUGUCCUGCUUGCACCACCGUGGCCACAUCAAAGAGAAGACCUAUGAGUAACUAAAGCUAAACAUUUAGGUUAAUUUUGGAAUACCUUAGGGUUAAUGCUCAGCGGCAUCUCCUGUUGUCAACCUCAUCAAGUCUCAGAGAAGAAAAAUGCCUAUGCUUGCAAUCAGGUUCCGGGAGAAGCUCUUACAGGCAGGAACAGAAAAGUAUAUUCUUAGCUUGGAAGGAAAGAAGGAACCAGAAAGUAGUUGCAGUUUCUCCCAACCUCAGUACAGUUGUUUUUUAAUUAAUAUAUAUAUAUCCACUCUUUAAACAGAGCUAGCACUUUACUAAUGGCUAAAGGUUCCAGUCAGAUAACACCUGAAUGGAGGAAUGUUGCGUAACCUUAAGUACUUGAGUCAAAGCAGCAAGAUCAGCUGUUAGCAGCAUCCACAGUUAAAUUAAUGAUAUGGUUGAUAAUUUCAUUUUCAACUCCUUUGUGAUACUACUACAAAUGUUAUUAGAGUCUACUGUAGUUCAACUUUAUGAAGAACAGUGUUUAAAAGAAAAAUAUUUCCUCUAUUAAUAACUUAUUAAAAAUGCUCAAAAUACCUGAGAGUGAAACACUGCUGAAAUGCAUUGUGUGGCAAUAGGGGAUUUGAUAAGUGUCUGACAAGAAGAAAUUUCUUCCAGGAACAUUGAAGGAAAUGGCUGAAUCUUCCCUAAUUUAGUGCAAGGGCAAGCAGAUGGUGGUAAAAAAUGAUCAAUUACAAUCCUGCUAAAUUAAGCUAUUUCAAAUCCCUUUCUAAACGAUAUACUACCUUAAAAUUAAAAUUCCAAGAUUUAGUUCAUUUUCUGGGAGGAAUGAGGAAGCUUAAGUUGCUAGGUAGAGGGAUAAAAGUUAAAGCAAAGGGUUUAUCUUAAACAAACAACAAGAAACGUGUAUCCUGCUAGUUCUGGGAAGAAAAGGGAAGUGAAAGCUUUUGCUGACUGUCCAUAAUUUCGUCUGUUUUUCAGCACGUUGCUUCUUCCCUUUCUCUAAAUUGGUUUAACUAGUGCAAAUCUUCCCUGGGAGUGAGGUUUCUAGGUAGACUGUUCAUACUAGUGAAAGGCCCCUCCAUUUCCUUUUUCCCCUAGCUAUUCACU